Molecule: messenger RNA, 540 nt
Organism: Guillardia theta CCMP2712
Lineage: Eukaryota; Cryptophyceae; Pyrenomonadales; Geminigeraceae
Exons: 6
Coding region: 1-540 (179 amino acids)
Source: RefSeq, a predicted model, not a curated record
AUGGCGGCGGAGAAGUUGUUCAACGAGCUACUCGACUCCGCUUACGACAGCACCAACCGAGAAGAUCCUCUCCACCAGCACAAGGAGGAGGAGGAGACAAAUGAUGAAGGGGAGAACAAGAGCAGGGGGCUGGAGGAGGCACUGGUUUCUUGCACCAAGAAGAAGUUCUCGCAGGAAGGGACAUUGACAGCAGCAGGCACACAGCAGCUUCUACCCAUCCUCCAGUGGCAUCAUGCGAACCUCGAGUUUGCGCUUGGAGCUCCGUUAGCCAACGUUAGCAGGAUGUGGUGGAACUUCGACGACCUCUGUGCUUAUCCCGGACAGCACUGGGCGCUCCCCGCGGGUUCCUCUCCCUCCUUAACCCCGUCCAAGGAGAUCUGGAUGUGCGACUGGGACAGUGCGUGCAAGAGGGGUGCGGGUGACCUCGCGCUGCUCCUCCUCCCCAGCAGAGGAGCAGGAUGGUCGCCCUGGUUUCAAUCCGCCACUUCCGGCUUGGAAGACGGGUUCUCCACUCCUCCUGCUCCCCCUCCUCUACCAUGA